Messenger RNA from Bursaphelenchus okinawaensis, 1049 nucleotides. Lineage: Eukaryota; Metazoa; Nematoda; Chromadorea; Rhabditida; Aphelenchoididae. The record is from the annotation of a GenBank genome assembly.
AUGUUAAUAGUACACUUGCUGCUCUUCUGUGCUGCGUCACAACUUAUCAACAGUAGUCCAAUAAAAACGCGACAAACUCUUGGAGCUUGCCUUGACCCUCUGGGCGGUAGACGGAAGGUUGGUGAAGAAUGGGUAAGAUAACAUCCUAUUAUAUUUAAAAUUUAUUAAUAUUUAUAAAAUGCUUUUUUUAUAUUGUGUUGGUCAGAAAAUUUAUAGAAAGGUCAAUGAGAAGGCCAAAUUUUAAAACUUAGAAGUGUUCUAUGUACAAUAUGUUUGACUAGAACUCCAAUAGUUGUUUUGUACAGUAAUUGGUAGAUUAAACACCAAAUCGAUGUAGACCAUUCUAUGAUUACGAUAUUAACGUUUAUUUUUCUAAACUCACGUUCAGUAAUGUUCCACGUCUCUUUGUCCAAGGCCAUCUUAAACAUGUUAUCAAUCAACUUUCAGCAAUACGAUCGAAAGUUUGCACGUCGCUGUGUGGAGACAAAAAAUGGCUGGCGAAUUGAGACUUUUGCCUGUAUCUUGCCUAACGGAGAAUGGGUCAAGAUAGGCGAAAGUAGGAAUGGUGCUAACUGCGAGAGGGACGAGUACGGAGUGACCAAACUGUCGUUACCUUUUACUCUGAAGUGUGGCAGUAGAGAGAAUGGUAUGUUUAGCUAUAAUGUUGGAAAGAUUACGUUUUUUUAUGAAUUUUAAUUUUACUUUUCAGGAGAACAAUGGGACGAAGAAGAGUUCCGGAAAGAAUGUCACUAUGGUACCAUUAAGCCAGUUGGGUGCUACACUCGCUACAGACACCUAAUCCCAGCUAAUGGUGUAUGGGUGGAAAAGAACGUUACAUACAAGUACGUAUAUCUUUAAUUUUUUUAUAUGACUAUAUUCUAAUUUUUCGAUAAAAAAUGGAUUUGUUACCCAAAAAGCUAUUUCUUUCAGAUGAAUGACAACAUUAAUGAUAAAUGCUUACGUUAUUAGAAAUAUAAACGAAUUUUAGGUGCAUAUUAACAUCAAAAGGCUUAGCAAUGUCCAGCGAUUCGGUAAUGAGGUCACAGUAA